UUGGUCGUGUCCGUCGUUUCUUAAUGGCAAUGCGGGGUAAUUUGGCCGGUGCUAGUGAAGCAGCUUUGACGGUGCUCUCAGGAUCGCUGUGCUGGGACGGCCGACUUGAUACGGUCGUCGUACCGAGCUGGUUGGGUUUAUAUCCGUUGGUGGUGGCAUUGCGGCGCAGUCUGCCUCCUAGGGGCUCAUCAAGACACUGCGCAAUUCAACACGACGAAGAUGCUACGGAUCUGCUCGAACCAAACUGAUAGUCACAUCUCCAGCUCGCAAACACUAUCGACAACUUGUUUGCAAACAUCGGAAGGUUACGAGAUAACUACUGCGUCAACUGAAGGGAAGGGUGCUGGCUGCGGGUGCCAUGCUGCAGAAAAUGUUCAGGAAGGUCCGGCCGUGGUCGGCACUGGCCGCCGCGCGCGCCCUCUGCUCGGCCGCGGCGCCUCCGACGGGCGGCGAGGCAGCGCUGGUGACGCUGCUGCGCACCCGGUUCCCGGCCGCGGCGGCGCUGCACGUGGAGGACAUCUCGGGCGGGUGCGGCGCCAUGUACGCCGUCCAUGUAGAGACGGCCGAGUUCGCCGGCAUGAGCCGGCUGCGCCAGCACCGUGCUGUCCAGGAGGCGCUCAGCCAACAGAUCAAAGACAUGCACGGUAUCCGCGUCAGCACGGCUGUCCCACCAGAGCCGGCUGACCGGGCCGAGACGUGACGCAUGCAGCGGCCAUAAGAGUUAGUGCCAGCAGAGGCGUGUAGGGGUCGUCCUCGGGACCGGAGUUCGCCAAUAUGGAGUGCUUUGAAAGAAGAUUACCUUAUAAGCUUGUGUAGUUCUGUUUCAUCGCGGAUAGAUUUACUGAUUAUAGAUAGGCAUUGUAUAUAGCUGUACCUUACCUGGUUGUAACGAAACUCUAAUUGCUGUGGCUGGUGCAAACUGUGAUGUACUGCUUGAUACCUUAUGCAAAAAGUACAUUAGUAAAGACAAAUGUU
Messenger RNA from Amphibalanus amphitrite, 975 nucleotides. RefSeq names its product bolA-like protein 3. The transcript is spliced from 3 exons. Lineage: Eukaryota; Metazoa; Arthropoda; Thecostraca; Balanomorpha; Balanidae. The record is from RefSeq and is a predicted model, not a curated record. The coding region runs from base 359 to 700 and encodes 113 amino acids.